Messenger RNA from Marchantia polymorpha subsp. ruderalis, 1877 nucleotides. Lineage: Eukaryota; Viridiplantae; Streptophyta; Marchantiopsida; Marchantiales; Marchantiaceae. The record is from the annotation of a GenBank genome assembly.
ACUCUUAAUGCAGUCACUUGUGACAGUCUCACGCAAGGAUUCCAUCUCAUCCAAGUCUGCAUCACAACCAGGCUCACCUGAAUCUGUUGACUACAUCUCUCCUCCUUUCCUUGCUGAGUUGUUCCUGGAGAACUUGGGUACUCCUCGAUUGCUUCUCAGUUAGUGAAUCAACAAAUGCCUUCGCAGCUUCUCCUCUUCAGAAAAGCCGGUUGCGGGUGUUGCUCAGGUUGUUCUGAUCACCUACACUCAUUGCACAUGCGCCACAUCGUUACUUGUUGCGUCGAAGGUGUUCGUGCUCCUUGUGACGACUCUCUGAGCAAAGAGUUUGUCAUGCCUAUGACUUGGUUCUGGAAUCCACAUUUGUCUGUUUUUUAGUGACUGUUGCUGAGUUUUCUCUCGAGGCGUAAGGCUAGCCUGGAAUUCGGAUCAGCGCAGUUACUGUACCGGCCGCGGCGAACCUGUCCAUGUACAGCUUACAAAUCUGCGCAUUUCUACAGCUUUGAACGUCAUCAUGUUUAGAUGCAGGUCAGAAUGGGCCCGGUGCAUCAGUCUAGCGCUGCUACUGCUACUGAAGUUGCUGUUCAUGACUACUGGAUCAGCCAUCCCCUUGAGAACAGGAUAUCAUGAUCAAAUAGUUCGCCAAAGUUCUAUUAUUGAAGGCGAUUUCCGCAAGUCAACAGCUUAUGCACUUCCAGACGUUCGUGUUAAUCUGAAGGGCUCAAGCAUUCGAAAAUCGUUGCAUGCGGACAGUGGUAGAAGCUUAGUUUUCAAUUUUCUUGACGACAUAGGUCCUAUCCAAGUUGGUCCGGAAGCGAUUUCCAGAACGGAAGAGAUGGACAGCCGAACAAUUGGCCACAAAUACGAUAGCAGAAACAGGAGAUUCCUGCGAGGUGCUCGAAGUCCAGGCCCUCCUAGUCCUCAGGCAUGGUUCCUGAAACAGGAUCAAGGAAGGAGAGUGAUGGUGGGGAUCAAUAGCACAACAGCAACCGGUCAGCAAACGCAGCCAUUUUACCUCAGUCCCCACGCUCCGGGUAUUGAUCACAACAAGAAGCAAGACUGGAGCCAGGAUUACGCUGAGCCCGAUACACACCCUCCAGAAAGCAACUGAAGGCGGGUCGAAUAACCUACUCCUUUAGAUGAAUCGAUUUUGAGCAGUCUGUGUUCCUACGAUCAGAUUCUUAGUCUUGUCGUAGCAAGUCCAAAGUUCUUCCUCCAUGAUACACAACGAGUACCUUGAACCUCGCGAGGGGCGCCCCAAGAGUGGACCUUACACACACUUUGCUAACGCAAGGAAGUCGAACCGUGGCCGAUCAAAAUAUCUUGAUAAGUCCAGUGAAGUUUGACUAUGGCUACGCCUAGAAUCGAACUUGUUGUGUCUGAAACGUUUCUUAUAACCUCGUCACAGCAGUAGCUCGUCAGGAAGAUUACGAGAAUGUACAAUUGAUGUUGCUCUAACCUACACCAUAGGAACUUUUCCAAUAUUGAUCAGAUUGAAUUGUAUCUCAGGUCGGGUCUGUCAAUACCCCUUCGCCUGGCCAGUUUAGAACAUCUAUAAUCCAAGUCCACAUUCAAGUGAAGGCGCCAUGGUAAAGCGCAACAUUGAGAUUCUACCAAAUAAACGGCUUCCUACGGACAGAAACAUGUAAACAUAGUACUUGGACCAAUUUUGCCUGGUUACAAGUUUACAGAGAGUAAUAAAACAGUGAAAUUGUGUACAAUAUACUUAGCAAGAGCUACCCCAAGAAUAGCGUUCAUAGCCACUUCAAAAACUUGCUCCAUUAGAAUUGCGGGAUUCUUGAAAGCUGUAAAUUGAGUCUGCGUACCGCGGCCGAUAAUACCUCUAAUAAAAAUUCGUCUCUAGUAAGAAGAUGAGCAGC